AUGCAAUCAUCUGUAAUAAAGACAGAUCAUUUUCUUUUUUAUAAUAUUUAUAAGCUUGAACAUUUUACAGAAGAACAAAUUCAAGAGUUUCGACAAGCAUUUCUUCUUUACGAUAAAGAUUCCGACGGUGCCAUUAGUCCUAAAGUACUCGGAAGUGUAAUGAGAACACUCGGACAAAAUCCUACAGAAGAUGAAUUAAAAGGAUUAAUCAAUGAAUUUGAUUGUGAAGGUAAAGGAUUAAUAGAUUUUAAUGAAUUUCUUCAAAUGAUGGCUAAACGAGCUCAUGAACAUAAUGAAGAAGAUGAAUUACGAGAAGCUUUUCGCGUGUUUGAUAAGAAUGGAAAUGGUUUUAUUAAAGUAGCUGAAUUAAGACAUGUGAUGAUUAACUUGGGUGAACAAUUUUCUGAUCAUGAAGUUGAUGAAAUGUUACAAGAAAUUGAUAUAGCUGGAAAUGGAAUUAUUCGAUAUGAAGGUAAGCCAUGGCUCGAGCUUCAAUUUCGAACAGAAAAUACAGUCACAAGAAUCCAUGAACUCGACAACCAGUUAACAUAUCCGCCGGCAGGAAAGGUUCAGAAAGACAUUCUUAAUCGUGUUCUGGGAUCACUACAAGGUCUGGCUAUGGGUGAUGCUCUUGGUGCUCAUGUUGAAUUUCGGCCUUAUCACUUUUUAGAAAAAAACCCAGUGGAAGAUCUUCACAGUGGUGGUACUUGGGGGCUCAACAAAGGAGAGUUCACCGAUGAUACUUCUAUGGCUUUAUGUCUAGCAAAUUCAUUGGUAGCACGAAAAGAUUUUAUCCCUUAUGAUCAGCUCGUUCGAUACAAAUGGUGGUUCAGACAUGGUUAUAUGUCGUCCACAGGAACAUGUUUCGAUAUUGGUGCAGCCACUAAACGAUCAUUGAUUGAGUUCGAGCAUCGACAACAAGCGUUUAUGAAGAAAUCUAAAUUUCCUAAGGAUAAAAUUGACUUUGUCUUAUCUCCCGAUCUGCUAAAAAAAUUCAAUGUCGAUUGCAGCGAAAGUGAUGCUGCCGGUAAUGGAGCUUUAAUGCGACUUGCUCCUGUACCACUCUUCUUUUACCGUUAUCCUGAGUAUGCAGUUGAGUUUUCGGGCGUCAGCGGAAGAACGACUCAUGGUGAUCAAAUUGCUUACGAUGCUUGUCGUUAUUAUGGUGCUUUGAUAGUGGCUGCUCUUCAAGGCAGUAGUUUUGAGGAUUUGCUCGAUAAAAAUUUUUAUGAGAAUCAUUUACCGUGGUUCAACAAUAAACCACUACAUAAAGAGAUCAUAAAAGUUGCAAGAGGAUCUUACAAAAAAUAUGGUGGACACAAAGAUGGUAUUCGAGGUAAAGGAUAUAUUGUUCAAAGUUUAGAAGCUGCGUUAUGGGCCUUUUGGGCUAACAAAGAUUCCUUUGGAAAAGGUGCUCUUGAUGCUGUCAAUCUUGGUGAUGAUACAGACACAACAGCAGCGAUUUAUGGUCAAUUAGCAGGCGCAUACCAUGGCUUUCGUAAUUUACCUGAUAAAUGGAUGCAGCAUAUGUAUGGAAAAGAAUUUAUCCACUGUUUGAGCCAAUGGAUAGUUUACGAAGGACAGAAUUGGAGUCCAGAUAAAUCGCAAACUUUAAUUAUAAAUUUACCUAGUACUCAAUCGCAAUCUAAUCCUAUCCCUACCUCAUCGAGCACAAAUAAACAAAAUUAUCCUGAACACGCAUCUGCAAGUUCAUCACAAGUGAGGCCUAAAUCUGGAGCCUCAUAUGCAAAUAUUGGUUCGACGGCAUCUUCAAAAGAUAUACAGAGACAAAUGAGUACACCUUCGGGAUCAACACAACUCGAUAAUGCUAGUUCAUCCUUCAACACACAACAAACUCAGAAUAGAAAUACUUCCCAACAUUCGACGACUUCACCCAAAGACUACAAUACUGCUGAACGUAAGGGUUCUACUUUUGUCUAA
Adineta steineri is the source of this 1941-nucleotide messenger RNA. NCBI's taxonomy places the organism in Eukaryota, Metazoa, Rotifera, Eurotatoria, Adinetida, Adinetidae. The record is from the annotation of a GenBank genome assembly.